Fusarium poae is the source of this 774-nucleotide messenger RNA. RefSeq lists its product as uncharacterized. NCBI's taxonomy places the organism in Eukaryota, Fungi, Ascomycota, Sordariomycetes, Hypocreales, Nectriaceae. Bases 1 to 774 code for a protein of 257 amino acids. The transcript has a single exon. The record is from RefSeq and is a predicted model, not a curated record.
AUGGCCGAGUUCAAUCUACUCCAGUGGACCAUCAUCCUUAUUCUGAUCGCCGUUGUCCUGUCCCUCAUUGUUCUUGUCCAGAUCAUCUCCAAUUAUACGGCCGCGUACCAAGCGGCGCCGCUCGAGAUCGCAACCUUUGUUGAUACUGCCGACUUUUCCGUCCAGGAGAACGAAAGCUAUGAUCGCGAUGUCGCAAAAGUGCAGCGUCUUGAUGACAAGAUUCGCUUGACGCGCCUUCUAAGGGAGAUCCAGAAGACGGGCGAUGAUCUGCGUGAGGACAUCAAUGGCAUGGUGCUUGAGGAAGAUACCACCAAGUUGAAGACUGGCGCCAGACUACUAUGGGCAUCGAAGCGAGCGAGGUUGGAGGAUCGUGUUCGUAGGCUCGACAUGCUACGCAUGCGCUUUCUUGUCGUUUACAUGGGCGUUGUCGCAUCACACACGAACACUACAAACGCCACUAUACAUGAGAAGCCCUCUUCAAGAGCGCCACCACCACCGCCCCUCCCUACAUCAAGAGAUCUAGAAAAGUCACCUGUUUUCAAGACCCCUACACGGCCUGCUCUUCCCAGAGGCUUGUCGGAGAGUAUCGUCAAUCGUCCUCCAUUGCGCAGGUUGACCACCCAAGCUCUAAUUAAUCAUCCCGAGCCCAUUCCCAAACCUAGUCGCAAGGGCUGGGCGGGAGUCGUCCACGAGCUGCAGACAUCACCCAAGAUGCAACAACGCCAUGCCUCAAUUGAGCGCGCCAUGUCGAAAUCAUACUCACGGUCACCAUGA